AAUUUUCCCUCCAGUCGCAUGGAACCCGCCAUCUUGGAUCGGUGGUCUGUGAAAAGCCCGCGCUUUUCGUCAAACCAAACUUUUUUUACUUUUUAAUUUGAUUCUUAAACCGGAGACUAGGAAGUUAAUCUAACAGCCUGCUCUGGUUAAAAUUAAUAAUGGCAACGGUAAAUACCAAGUUAUGUUUUCGGUGGAUAGUGAUUUCAGUAAUAUUGUUAACAAUAAGUGCUAAAAGUCUUGCUAAGUUGUCUGAAAAUAAAACCUCUGCUGAAAGGACUCCGCCGGCCCGGCCGGCCCCCGAACCAGUGAAGACAGUUAACAAAGUGCACGGUGGGUCGGUGGUGCUGUUCGCUGAUGAAGUCAAGCAGACCCUGGAACGGUACCUGUUCGGCAUCUGCCCGCAGAACUUUAAAAUGUCGUUGCUGAACAAGGGGAAUAAGAACAACACAUUCGACAGUUGCGAUGUCGACAGCGAACACAACGACUUGGCUGGAAGACUGGCAGCACUAGCGUUGCGAGCGCACUCGGCGGCGCGCGGCGAAUGCUCGCAGCUCGGCGGGAUGCUCGCGAGCACGUUCUCCGACCUCGCGCGCACCGCUUCCAGCAGACAGAUGCUGAAUGCAGCGAACGAUGCAAACAAGAAGAGGAAACUGUCGAAGAGCCAGAAAGCGAAGAUCCAGGCGAAGCAGCGCACAGCCCUGGCGGUGAAGAAGAAGGCAGCCGCCCUGGCCGCCGCCGCCGCCUCCAAAAUCGCUACCCAAGUUUGAAUAAGAAACUCUAAUUCUAUUAACUAAGUUCAUCAUACUUAAAACAUUAUAAU
Messenger RNA from Plutella xylostella (diamondback moth), 820 nucleotides. NCBI's taxonomy places the organism in Eukaryota, Metazoa, Arthropoda, Insecta, Lepidoptera, Plutellidae. The record is from RefSeq and is a predicted model, not a curated record.